AUGAGCGAAACCGAAGUCAACCCCGUUUCUAUCUAUAACAAAAUCAUUAGUUUAAAAGUCAAACCACAAAACAGCGCAAAGUCUAAUGGUUCGGUUGAACCGCAAUCUGUGAAUGUCUUACGAGUCGAAACCGCGUCUGUGUCCAAAGAACUUGGACGGUUUCGUGCUUGUGAUAGUGUUUCCUGUUUCUACUGUCGUGAAUGGGCACUGUAUAUUUAUAAAAGGUGUUUCUCUUGGAUGGCAAAGGGUCAAAGCGGGGAUACUGUAAAACAGAUAGAAAAUGGUACUGGUCCCAAAGAGAAUGCGGCGACUAUGUGUCAGUCACUCCAUCAGCUUUGUCAAAAGUACGCCGACGAUACGGGAACUUUUGUCGAUCCGGGCGAUCUUGCUGAUGAACUCAUUAAGCGUGUAUUUGAAUGGAUCAAAACACCGAGCGCGGGGCCUCGCCAUGACGUGUUCGCGUUUGUCGAUUUUGAGAUUGCGUUGCAAAACAUGCCUUGUCUUGACAAGGAAUCGAGUCCAAUAAAACUACUACAGGCAAUCAUACUCGAUAAAUCUCACUGUCAGAUCUCCAAAGAUUCGUUUCAUCUUUUGAAGAACAUAACAAAGGCUCAACUGACUGAUCAGGUGCAACCAGUUUGUCAUCACACUCGUCCUGCUUGGAAAAUUCCGAACGAUCUAGAUGUGGUCCGACAAGUUUUCAAUGAUCAGAUGCGAGUUGAAAAGUCAAAGCAUGAUCAGGCGGUCAAAGAAAUUUUAUCAGAAGUCUGGGGACAUACUACCGUGUUUCUGGCCGAAGUGCAGAGAUUGGCGAGCGUGAGGGAAGCGACAUUUGGAAAGGGGUGCAUGGAAAGAUUGGAUUCCUUUAUGAAAGAGUAUCAUGAAGAAGUAAUUCCUUUUCAGGAUUAUUGGACGCCUAUAGCCGAGACCUACAAGAAGACUGCGAGAACCAAGAAAGGCAAUAAAUUAAACACAUCCGAUUCGACUAUGAAUGCUGUAGAUGACGUUGACGCCGCCUUUUCCGUAUACUUGAAUAAUGCUAGGACGAUUCUGAUGUUCUGGGAAGAGGGCUUUGUGAACAAAUCUUAUGCUGACGCAGCAAAUUUUGUCAAUGAGUUUGUCCAACAAAUGACGAAAUAUAUGGAAAAGACGCCUGCUCGAGUUGAAGAAGAAAAUAUGGCGACUAUUGGUGAAUUGGUCAAGAAGUCUCAAUUGGUAAAGACGGCCCUUGAGAAUAUUGGGCCUCGAGUGAACGCAAGAAUAGCGGAUAUGCAAGCGGAGGUUACAAAACGGAAUAGAGAGAUACUGGAAGAGAUUGACGCUCUAGAGGAAGCAUGGGAGAGUGAAUCUCAAAAGACAUUACAAGGUAGAUUAGAAAAGGCUAAUAACAAAGAAUUCCGUAAACGGACCAAGAAGCUAGAGAAUCUGUUACAAUCAGCCAGGCAAUGGACAAUCAGUUCAGUGGGUACACUGUUUUCUGCGGUAGACUUUGCUCAUCUCUUCAUUGGGUGUUUGGAAGUGUUGCUAAUGGAAGGAGAAGUAUGGGAAUCAGUACAGAUUCGGAAACAUUGCAAAAAAUAUGAAGGAAUUGGCAAAAAAUUGGACGUCCGAAGGCAACAAAUUAUGAAAGAUUUUAAAGAAGGUAUUACGACUGGUCGUCGGGUGUUGGCCGGGGUGAUUGGACGUUUGUUUUUGAGAGAAGCUUCGAGAUUGGUGGAAGAGACAAUGGCUCUGAAAAAACAAGACGAGUUUUUACAGUCUAUAGACCAAACAAAGGCCGAGACUGGAAAAAAGAAGAAGGGAGGCAGCAAUGGGAGUAAUGCUACAGUUUCUGCAGUAAACGAUUUGCCGAGCGGUGAGUCAAAGACAAACAACUCUGGAACGGUAAAUAGUGUAGCUCCAACCGCUUCUGUUGAAUCUGCUCCUGUUGUUGAAAAAGGAAGUCAGGCUGCUGAUGAUCAAGUUACGAAAAAUAAGCGAAACGAAUCUCAAAAAACGGCGCAAAAGUCAUACGAGGACACAGCCACGAGUGAUCCUGUCAUUACGUCUACAUCAGAGACGUCAAACAAGCGUAACUCGGAGGAGAUUUCAUCGUCAUCCUCGCGUAAAUCAAAACCCUCUGUAGAACUUCCCCCGCUCAAUGGUUCUCAGUCAAAAGUGGAAGACAUGGAUGAAUCUCCUCGUACUCCGUCAAAACCGCCGGGUCUUGAUAAUGAGUGGUCAAACGAGAAACUAGACAAAGCGUCGGCCGAAUAUCUUGAAUAUGUUAGUACAUUCGAUGGGGUUGGUCGAUCUGAUCUAAUCGUGCUCGUACACAAUCUACAGAAGGAGAAUACCAAUUUAGUGUCUACUUUGAUCCAAAUGCAGCAAGAGGUGAAGGGAAUGACGGCACGAUAUUCUGAACUUGUAGAAAUGGCCCGAGAACGCGAAGUACAGACCGUGCAAUUGUUACAGGCGCGUAAGCAGCAAGAAAUGGAGGAGGCUGCUCGAUAUAUUCAGAUGCUCGAGAUGAAGAUUGCUCAUUUAGAAAAGAAUCGUCACGGAAGUAGUCAGCCAGAAAGUCCGUUAACGGAAUCGGCACCGCAUAGCCCAAUUCCAACAAUUGGCGGUUUGCCCAAUUCUCAAGCCGGAAGUACGAGUUCGUUCACGAUGAAUUAUCAAUUUGCCAAUACGUCUCAGUCUUUUCUUAACCCAUGGCGCGGUGCAUCCACCACACCAAGAACGACCAGCCUUCGGUGCGGCAAUUGUGGUGAACAGGGACAUGUUAGUGCAGACUGUUCUUCAGGAUGCCGUUACUGUGGUGGUCUGAAUCAUUUGAGUGAGAAUUGUGGUCAGUCUGGGAUUGAUGUAAGCAUUGGAUUAGGCGUUGCGAUGGGUAUGCUGCCUGCUGACGACGAGAGUUCCGGUGAUGCUAGUGGAAACAAGGAACGGAUUGAAGAGAUAGACGAAUAA
Messenger RNA from Paraglomus occultum, 2952 nucleotides. Lineage: Eukaryota; Fungi; Glomeromycota; Glomeromycetes; Paraglomerales; Paraglomeraceae. The record is from the annotation of a GenBank genome assembly.